Messenger RNA from Melanotaenia boesemani (Boeseman's rainbowfish), 14516 nucleotides. It is a transcript of the gene lrp2b, whose product is annotated as low density lipoprotein receptor-related protein 2b. The transcript has 80 exons. Gene Ontology annotation, molecular function: protein binding; calcium ion binding. The record is from RefSeq and is a predicted model, not a curated record. Lineage: Eukaryota; Metazoa; Chordata; Actinopteri; Atheriniformes; Melanotaeniidae.
UCAGUUACAGUAAAAGGCCAUUAAUGUAAGUCACAUACCGAACCCGGAGAACCAAACAGACAAACAAUGAACCACAAAAACAUUUGAAUCAGACAUUGAAAAGGAUGUUUUUAAUUAAAUAAUAUGUCUGUGCUGACAAAUGCACUGAUGCUCAUAAUGAAUGUAAGAAAUACUUUUCAGAUACGUCUGUAUUGACUUUGGCUUUAGAUGUUGGCGGUGGACCUGUCACACUUAUAUUAUUACCGAAAUAUGAGCGUUUCUUGCUGAUGUGGACAACAUAACAACAGGUAAAAGUUAAUCUUAGAUGAAGUUUAUGUAAAGAAGCAAGCCAUAAAAAAGCUCUAUAACUCCAUGUCACAUUGCUCAGGGUUUUACAUCUCAAUUUUAAAGUCAUUAUCUUCCUUGAGACCAUUUAGGUUGAGAGAGUCAUGGGUGCAGACUGAGCAUGAGUCUACAUAUUUUGUUACACCUGAGCUGUGAAACACAAGAGCACUGAGGAGGAAAACUGUGUGGUAAAUUAUGGACCUUAAUGGUCUUCAUCUUCUGUCUCUUCUGCUGCUAACCCAAGGGAUUCAGCUUGUUCAAGGAAGCUGUAGUAAUAAUGAGUUUCAGUGCACCAGUGGUCAGUGUAUCAACAUAGCCUGGAGGUGUGAUGGAACUAAUGACUGCACAGACGACUCGGAUGAGCUUAACUGUCCAUCUCCACCGUGCACAUCGCAGGAAUUUAAAUGUGUAACAAGUGGUGAAUGCAUCUCACUGGGAUUUGUCUGCGAUGGGGAGGAAGACUGUACUGAUGGCUCAGAUGAACAAAGAGCAUGUGACGGGCGGACCUGCAGACCAGACCAGUUCACCUGCAAGGAAGGCCAAUGCAUCCCCAACAAAUACAGAUGUGAUCAUGUGAAGGACUGUGUGGACAACUCUGAUGAAAACAACUGCAAUUAUCCACACUGCACGCAGAAGACAUGUGCAAAUGGGGCCUGUUACAAUAACUCUCAACACUGCAAUGGGCUACAGGACUGCAGAGAUGGCUCUGACGAAUUCAACUGCACAAAUCAGCACUGCCCCAUCCACCAGUAUCAAUGUGCAAAUGGCUACUGUAUCCCACAUUCGUUUGUGUGUGACCACUGGGAUGACUGCGGGGACAAUAGUGAUGAACAAGACUGUUCGUACCCAAGCUGUAAAGGCAGUGAGUUCACAUGUUCUAGUGGCCGUUGCAUUCCUCAGAACUGGGUGUGUGACAAGUUCAACGACUGUGGAGACUUCAGUGAUGAGAGAGGAUGUGAUAGUAACUCAAGGGAUUGUUACCCUGGUGAGUGGGGAUGCCCAGGAUCCACAGUAUGUAUAUCAGUGGGUAAAGUGUGUGACAGCAAACCAGAUUGUCCUGGAGGUACAGAUGAAACCAACUCCACAGCACAGCAGACCUGCAGCUUGGACCGCUGCUCCACCUUGAGCUGUGAGUUUCUCUGCCACCCUUCUCCUCAGGGCGGUUCAUGCUACUGCCCCGAUGGCUUUAUAGUUGCCAAUGAUAGCCGAUCCUGUACAGACUAUAAUGACUGUCAGAUGUGGGGGAUCUGUGACCAGCUGUGUGAAGAUCGUCCUGGAACACACCACUGUAGCUGUGCUGAUGGCUACUUCUUAGAGCAGGGUCAUAUCUGCAAAGCCAAUGUAUCAGCUGGAUUGCCACAGCUAAUUUUCACUAAUGGGGGGGAUGUCAUGAUGGCUGAUAUACAUGGGCGCUUUGUCAGAACUCUGGUCCCAUCUCAAGGCAGAGGUUUUGCUGUAGGAGUGGCCUACAACUGGCGCAGCAACAUCGUGUUCUGGAGUGAUACAUAUACCAAGAAGGUUUAUUCUGCCAACUUUAAUGGAGAAAACAUUAAGGAGGUUCUGACUGUUGCGGUCCAAGAUGUCCAGAAUCUUGCAGUGGACUGGAUCAACUUCAAACUUUAUGUUUUGGAGGCUAUGGUGGAACGCAUUGAUGUGUGUGAUUAUAAUGGAGAGAAUCGAGUGACACUGGUGGCAGAAAACCUGCAGAGUCCUCAUGGCCUUGUCUUGGAUCCUACAGUGGGCUACAUGUUUUUCACAGACAUGGGCGUUAGCAACAAGCAGACAAAGCUUGAACGUGCUUUCAUGGAUGGCAGCAAUCGUGUAGAGCUGGUCAGAAGCGGACUUGGCACACCAACUGGAAUUACGCUUGAUAUUGUCACUAGGAGGAUCUACUGGUCUGACAGCCACUUUGACACAGUGGAGACCGUCACAUACAGUGGUUUGGACAGGAAAAUGGUCCUCAAUGGUGGAACACAGGCUCCGCAUCCUUUUGGGAUGGCUGUAUUUGAAAAUCAUGUAUUCUUCACUGAUUGGACUAAGAUGGGUGUGAUCAGAGCCAACCGUUUCAAUGGCAGCAACCCAACACUCCUUUAUCGUGCUGCGAAUCGACCAGGCCACAUCGUAGUCUCACACCCUGUCCUGCAACCUCUGGUGAUGAAUCCUUGUGGCAGACACAACGGUGGCUGCCAGCACAUUUGUGUUUUAAGUCACCGCACUGACAAUGAUGGUUUGGGUUUCCGUUGCAAGUGUCGCCAUGGUUACGACCUGCAGCCUGACCGUCAGACCUGUUUCAAGAUAAAAGACUAUUUGUUGUUGGCCACCUCUUUGGCCGUGCGAGGAAUCCCUCUGAACUUAUCCCUCCAGGAGGACGUCACCCUUCCCCUCGCAGGCCUUGGAGCAUCUUUUGCUGGCUCAGCAGUGGAGUUUGAUGGAAAUGAGGAGGCUAUUUUUUACAACGACAGAUCUAGGGGUCUUGUCUAUAAGUCAAACCUCAAUGGCACAGUUCAGCAGAUUUUGACAGGAUACAGAGUGGGAACUGUCGAUGCCAUGGCUUAUGACUGGACCUCCAAGGUCUUGUUCUGGACAACAACUUCCUACAGGUCGGUGGUAGCUUUCAGAGUGGUGGACAAAUCCAGACGAGACAUUGUUACUGGACUGAGGAACCCAAUGGGGAUUGCUGUGCAUCCUAGUGCUGGAUACCUGUUCUGGUCUGACUGGUACCGUCCAGCAGUCAUAAUGAGAGCCUACACUGAUGGCAGCAAUGCUGUGCCUCUGGUCAACACAACACUGGGAUGGCCAUACGGCCUCGCGCUUGACUAUACAAUGAACAGGCUGUACUGGGUGGAUUCGCAACUUCAUCAGAUUGGUCACAUUAAUAUUGAAGGAAAUGACAGACAGACUUUCACCAAGCUUGGCCAGAUUACUCAACCCUACUCUUUGACAGUUUAUUUAGACUACCUGUAUGUGGCUGACACAAGAACCAGAGCAAUAUUUGAGAUGAGGAAGAGAGAUGGAGGAGGAAACAUUAUGAUCAGACAAGGAAUCAGCAGCAUCUUGAACAUUAAGGCCUAUACAGCUGACGUCCACAGCACUUUCACCAGCCGCUGUAACAUGGUGCCCAAUGGACAAUGCAGCCACUUCUGUUUCCCAACUCCCGCGUACAGCAAAGUAUGUGGCUGUCCGUAUGGUAUGAAACUUCAGACCAAUCAGAGAGACUGUGUCAAGGAUGAUUCUGUUCCCCCACCUGACAACAACUGUGGUGACUAUGCCUUUGAGUGUGAUGAAGGUCGCUGUACGCCCAACUCUUACCGCUGUGAUGGGAUUGUUGAUUGUGUAGAUAAGACUGAUGAAGCCAACUGCACAAAUACAGGAGCGACCUGCUCUCCAUAUGCCUUCACCUGCAACAACAAGCACUGCAUAUACAGCAGCUGGCGCUGUGAUGGCAUAGAUGACUGUGGAGAUGGUUCUGAUGAAAUAAAUUGUCCCACACGUCUCCCUACCACCUGUGCAGAUAACUACUUCACUUGUGACAACAACAACUGUAUUUCUACAACGUGGGUGUGUGACGGCGACAAUGACUGUGGUGAUGGCUCUGAUGAACAUAACUGCAAUUCAACCAUCACUACAUGCCCUCCGGGCUACUUUCUGUGUCCUGACCACCGCUGCAUAAGCAGUUUCUACGUCUGUGAUGGAGACCAGGACUGCUUGGAUGGCUCGGAUGAGAAAGAUUGUGAAUUUUCCUGUCAGUCCUAUGAGUUUGCCUGUGCCAGUGGGGAUCAGUGUGUCAGUUCAAGCUAUCGGUGUGACGGCGUGUUUGACUGCAGGGAUCAUUCAGAUGAACAAGACUGUCCUACUCGAGGUCCAGGCCUCUGCCACGACAACGAGUUCCAGUGCCAGAUUGAUGGUUUCUGCAUACCGGAGGAUUGGGAGUGUGAUGGCCACCCGGACUGUGAAGAUGGAUCAGAUGAACAUAACACGUGUCCGGCUGUCACCUGCAUAUCAAGCUAUUUCCAGUGUGCCAACAAGAUGUGUAUCCCAAUGAGCUGGUUGUGUGAUGGUGAGAAUGACUGCCGGGACAUGAGUGAUGAACAGAACUGCCCCACACAACCCUUUACUUGCCCCUCUGGUCAGUGGCUUUGCCCCACUGACCAAAUAUGUAUUGACCUGGACAAAGUGUGCAAUGGCCAAAAAGACUGUCCCAAUGGAGCAGAUGAGUCCCCUAUCUGCAACCAAGAUGACUGCGCACUGAACAAUGGGGGCUGCAGUGAUGGUUGUGUCCAAGGACCAUUUGGAGCUCAGUGCACCUGUCCAACAGGGUUUCAGCUCCUCAAUGACUCUAAGACUUGUGAUGACAUCAAUGAGUGUCUCAUCCCAGGUUUCUGCAGCCAGCAGUGCUACAAUGAGAGAGGAAGCUUCAGGUGCCACUGUUCACACGGCUACCUCUUAGAGCCUGAUGGACGUACCUGCAAAGCCACAGACCAAGAAGCAGCAGUACUUUUGGUUGCCAAGCGUAACCAGAUCGUCGCCAAUUAUAUCAACUUGAAGCCACCCCAGAUGCACCCAGUGGUCAGUGGUUCAAGCAUUGUUACUGUGGACUUUGACCACGUGACUUCCAGAAUCUACUGGGCUGAUGCCUCACAACAGAAGAUAUGGAGUGCCUACCAAAAUGGCACCGACCAACGGGAAGUGUUUUCUACUGGUCUGGUACCUGAGAGUAUUGCUGUGGACUGGGUGGCUCGGAACCUUUAUUGGACCGACUCUGUCAUGGAGAACAUCGAAGUUUCCACUCUGGACGGUCGUUUUCGGAAGGUUCUCUUAAGUAAAAAUGUUACUAGUCCACGUGGACUUGUUUUAGACCCCCGCAACUACACCUACCUUAUGUUCUGGUCAGAUUGGGGUCAAAACCCUAGGAUUGAGAGUGCCAACAUGGAUGGAUCCGCAAGACAAGUCAUUGUCAGCACUAAGGUCUAUUGGCCAAAUGGUCUGGCCCUGGACUACACCACACGCAGGGUUUACUUUGCUGAUGCUUACCUGAAAUAUAUUGAAUACUGUGACUAUGAUGGCAACAACCGCCAUCAGGUCAUGGCAAGUGACAUGGUUCUCCAGCACCCACAUGGUAUGACCAUAUUUGAGGACAGCGUGUACUGGUCAGAGGUCUACACCAGCAAAGUGAUGAUGACCAACAAGUUCCAUGGAGGAAACAUCACCACUCUGAUGAGUGGUGUCUACCAGCCCCUGGGCAUUGUUAUGUACCAUCCCAUCAAACAACCUGCAGCCAUCAACCCAUGCAUAGAGCACUUGUGCUCUCAGUUGUGCCUUUUGUCAGGCCUGAGACCUCGGUACUACACUUGCCACUGUCAGUCAGGUUGGAAGCUGGAUACUGACCAGCGCACCUGUAUCAAAGAUGAGACUCCUUUCCUGAUGGUGGUCAGAGAUUCUGGGAUUUUUGGCAUUCCCCUGGACCCUGCAGACCCAUCUAACAAUGCCAUGGCUCCCAUUUCUGGCAUUAACCAGGGGAAAGACAUUGACUUUGAUGAUCAAGAGCAGUUUGUUUACUGGGUUCAAAGCACUGGUUCAAUCUGGCGAGUGAAAACAAGCGGUACCAACAGAUCUGAGUUUGCUCCAGCUGCUUUCAUGGGCUCACCAUAUGGUCUGGCUUUUGAUUGGAUAGGCCGAAUAAUGUAUUACACAAACCCCACUGGCAAAACUAUUGAAGUCAUUCGUGUAGAUGGAAAUGAGAAGUACAGGAAGACAGUCAUUACCUCAAAUGGCAAACCAGAGGGAGUUGGAGAGCCUGUUGGAAUUGCUUUGGAUCCAGUCAGAGGAAAACUCUUUUGGACAGACAAGGGAACAGACAGUGGAGUUCCUCCAAAGGUUGGCAGUGCUGACAUGGAUGGAGGCAACCUCAGGAAUCUUUACACAGGCAACUUGGUGAACAUAGGAUUUAUUGCUGCUGACAUCUCAACCAUGAAGCUGUACUGGGGUGUGGCAGGCUCAGGGGUGGUUGUUAUAAUUAUGAUAAUUUAACUAUUCUUAGUUGACACUCCCUUUUUGUUGCCCCAGAUUGAGUCCGGCACCAUGGAUGGAAUAUCCCGUAUGACAGUGAACCACCUCUACUACACUGACCUGGACUAUGAGGUCAUUGAGAGGGUGGACAAAAGCGAUGGUGCCAAUAUGGUGGUGAUGAGGAGCGGCAUGUCUGGCCUCCACGCACUCAAAGUGCAUGCAAGAGACAACUCAGCAGGGACCUCCAAUGGCUGCAGCUCCAACAACGGGGAAUGUCCUCACCUUUGUCUUCCCAAACCAGACAAUCAAAAGACUUGUGCCUGCACUACAGGUUUUCACCCCUCUAACGAUGGCACCCGCUGUGAACAGUAUGAGUCCUUUGCCAUCAUUUCCACCACCAAGUAUAUCCGUGGCUUCCACAUAAACAGCUCCGACCAUUCUGAGGCAAUGGUGCCUAUUAGUGGAUCAUCCUAUUACACUAAGGACAAGUUGGACCUGCAUAUUGAAUCUGGCUUUGUUUACUGGACUGACAAUAGCACCUCCACCUCAUACAAGGGCAUCUACAGGGCCAAAACAGAUGGAGGGGGUUACAGUCAAAUCAUAAAUUCAGGUGUUGGACAGAGAGGCAUCCAGGGUCUGGCUGUAGACUGGAUUGCAGGUAACUUGUACUUCUCCAAUGCCUUUGAGAGAGAGACCUUCCUUGAGGUGCUGGCCAUCAACACCACCUACCGAAUGGUUCUCCUCAAGAGCUUGCAGGACCAGCCCAGGGACCUGGCAGUCAGCCCCAAACUUCGUUUUCUCUUUUGGACGGAUGGUGGCCAAACACCCAAGAUUGAGCGGGCCUUGCUGGAUGGCACAAACCGCACAGUGUUGGCAUCAGAGAGCUUGGCAUCGCCACGUGGCCUAACAGUUGAUUACACUAAUGAUUUCCUCUACUGGACCGAUGAUGUACUUGAUAUGAUCUCCCGUAUGGCCUUUGACGGAUCACAGAGACAGAUUAUUCGAUAUGGGAGCCGCUUGCCGUCACCUACAGGAAUGGCUAUUUUUGGAAAUUACAUGCUGUGGGUGGAUAAAAAGCUUGGAAAGCUCUUCCAGGCCAGUAAGGACCCAGCCAAUACCAACCAGUCUGAGGUAAUCCGAGACAAUCUUGAUGAGCUGAUGGACGUCGUCGUCUUUGACUCUCAUGUCCAGCCUACAUCUGCCAACCAGGUUGGCUUCAACCCCUGCCAGGAAGACAAUGGGCGCUGCCAGCAGCUCUGCUUUGCCAUUCCAAACCAAGAGAAACCUAAAUGUGGUUGUGCACAUGGAUCACUACUUAGUAACGGAGUAACAUGUGGUUAUGGAUUAGAUGAGUUUUUAGUUUUCAGCACAGACUACACAUUGAAUAGCCUGAGAUUAGACCCAGCAGAUCACAGCACUCCUUAUCCAACUGUGAACUUGGGCUACAACGUCAUGGCAGUUGAUUAUGACUUCAGGGAGAAGCGAGUUUUCUUUACCCAGUAUUUGGGGAUAGGUCGGAGCAGGAUUGGCUAUGUCACUAUAAGUUCUAUCACCACCCCUCCUGUCAUUAUUGCUUCAGACUUGGAUGACCCCGAAGGAAUGGCCUAUGAUUGGAUCAACAAGCGUAUCUACUUCACUGACUACUAUAAACGUAAUGUCCAGUCCAUCGGGUUGAAUGGGCAGAAUCGCUCAGUGAUUGCACACGCAGACCUCCCCAGAGGCAUUGUUGUUGAUCCAUGCUAUGGUUACAUGUACUGGACUAAUUGGGGGUCUCCAGCCAAGAUUGAGAGGGCCACACUGAGUGGAAACUUUCGGACUCCCAUCAUCAACAGCAGUCUAGUCACUCCCAAUGGCCUCUCUCUUGACUAUGAGGAGAGAAUGCUCUACUGGGCUGAUGCCUCACUUGAUAGGAUUGAGCGGGCUACUCUGACUGGUGAGAACCGGGAAGUGAUUGUUCAAGGAGCCCAGUACCCGUUUGCUGUGAAUGUGUUCCAGCAGGACAUCUUCUGGACUGACUGGACUGAGAGAGCUGUCUUUAGGGCUGGAAAGAAUGAUGGCUCUGGCUUUGCAGUGCUAGCCCAGAACAUGCAAUACCGACCAAAUGACAUCCAAAUUUAUGCUGCAUCUAAACAGGAGAUUUGCUCCAGCCCCUGUCAGCAGUUCAACGGAGGCUGCAGUCACAUCUGUGUUCCUGGUCCAGUGGGCCCAGAGUGCCAGUGUCCUCAUGAUGGAAGUUGGUACCUGACAAAUAAUGGCAAAGACUGCAUCAAAGACACAGGAAAACGGUGUCAGCCAGAGCACUUCACCUGUUUGAAUGGUAAUUGUAUCUCUGUACGCUGGAAGUGUGACGGCCAUGAUGACUGCCAGGAUAAUUCAGAUGAACUGGAAAGAGUGUGCGCUUUCCACACCUGCUCAGCCAUGGACUUCACCUGUGACAAUGGUCGCUGCAUCCCACUUAGCUACACCUGUGACUACACAAACGACUGUGGUGACAACAGUGACGAGCAGGGUUGCCCCUUCCCCACAUGUAACCCUGCUACUGAGUUCACCUGCGCCAACGGGCGCUGCAUCAGCGCAGCCUUUGUCUGCGAUGGCCGCAACGACUGUCGCGACAACGCCACAUCUGAUGAAAUCAACUGCCCUGACCGCACAUGCCCUGAUGGCCAAGUCAAGUGUGAAGGGACAAACAUCUGCAUUUACCCUGAAAGCCAGUGUGAUGGCUAUAACAACUGUGGGGACAACAGCGAUGAGAAUCCUCUCUUCUGCGCGGGUCGCACAUGCGCUUCAGAUCAGUUCCGAUGUGACUCAGGAAAGUGCAUCCCUCAGACUUGGGUCUGUGACUCAAUCAAAGACUGCAAUGAUCAGACAGACGAACCUCCCUCUUGUGAGGAUAUAAUUAGAACAUGCAGUUCAGAUCAGUUCACUUGUACCAACGGGAACUGCAUCCCCCAGUUGCUGGUUUGUGAUGGCAACAAUGACUGCUGGGACAACAGUGAUGAAGCCCCAGAGCUGCAGUGUGGACAACGCACUUGCAGUUCCAACCAGUUCACCUGUCCAACCUGGUACCCGGGCUACCCACGCUGUGUGCCAUUAAGUUUUGUAUGUGAUGGUGAUAAAGACUGUGCCAAUGCAGCUGAUGAGCUCCAGAACUGCCCCAACCGAACCUGCCACAUGAAUGAGUUUGCCUGUUCUAAUGGGCUCUGUAUUCUCAUCCCGUACCACUGUGACCGAGUGAAUGACUGUGGAGACGGCAGUGAUGAGUUAGGCUGUACAUAUGACACAUGUAGCAGCAACCAGUUCACCUGCAGUAACGGAGCCUGCAUCACUGCCUCCUUCACUUGCGAUGGGGAGAUCGAUUGUAUGGAUGGUUCAGAUGAAGCAGACAGCUUGUGCAUCACUCCCCAACCUACCUGCUCUCCCCAGCACUACCUGUGCAAGUCAGGAGAGUGUAUUGAGAUGAGUAAGGUGUGCAAUGGGCAGAAAGACUGCCAGGAUGACAGCGAUGAGAAAGGAUGUGGAAUAAAUGAAUGUCUCAGCCCAGCGGUCCACAAGUGUGCUCAACUCUGCACCGACACUCUCACGGGGUAUUACUGCUCCUGCUACCCAGGUUACCAACUCAUGCCAGAUGGUAAAGCCUGCGAGGACCUCAACGAGUGUGUCAGUACACCUGCUGUCUGCAGCCAGAUCUGCGAGAACACUGUUGGCUCGUACCACUGUAAAUGCGCUCCAGGCUACAUCCGUGAACCAGAUGGACGCACCUGUCGUCAGAACAGCAACAUUGCCCCAUACGUCUUGUACAGUAAUCGCUACUACAUCCGUAAUCUCACCACUGAUGGGUCACAUCUGAGUAUAGUCCUGCAGGGGCUGUCCAACGUGAUAGCAUUAGAUUUUGAUCAUUAUGAGAAGAGACUGUAUUGGCUGGAUGCAGGUGAAGGAAAGAUUGAGAGGAUGCGUUUUGAUGGCAGCGACAGGGAGACACUGGUGGGCAAUAAUGUAGGAGGAGCUGAAGGUCUGGCAGUGGAUUGGGUUGGCAGGAAAGUAUAUUGGGUGGACAGUUACUACAGCUCAAUUCAUGUGAUGGAGCUAGAUGGUCGCAACCAGAAGAAGCUGCUAUCAGGAGAGUUCACAAAUGGAAAUGACACUUAUAUGAUCAGCCGACCGCGUGCUGUGGCUCUCAAUCCUAAAUAUGGAUGGAUGUACUGGACUGACUGGGGAGAUGCAGCUUACAUUGGCAGAGUGGGCAUGGACGGAAAGAAUAUCAGUGCCAUUAUCACAACCAAGCUAGAGUGGCCCAAUGCUCUGACCAUCGACUACACCACCAACAAGAUCUUCUUUGCUGAUUCACAUCUUAACUUUUUGGACUUUGCAGACAUGGACGGCCAGAACCGGCAUCGGGCCAUUGCUGGCAAACUUCCCCAUGUAUUUGCUGUUUCCCUGUUUGAAGACAUGGUUUACUGGACUGACUGGAACACACACACUGUGGAGAAAGCUCAUAAGUACAAUGGCGAGCAGCGCACAGUCAUGGGCAACAACACACAUCGGCCUUAUGACAUUCAUGUGUACCACCCUUACAGGCAGCCUAGAAGUGAAAACCCUUGCUCAUCACAUUACCUGACCUGCAGUCAUUUGUGUCUGAUCGCACCUGGUGGACAGAAAGCUUCCUGCGAGUGUCCAGAUCACUUUAUUGGCUUAGCUGUGGGAUUCAAGAUCCAGUGUGUCGCUGACUGCUCCAGCACCCAGUUCCGCUGUGGAGACAAUGAGAGAUGUGUUCCAAUAUGGUGGAAGUGUGAUGGCCAAUCAGACUGCGGCGAUGGCUCUGAUGAACCUCAGACCUGCCCACCUCGUUACUGCCCCAUUGGCCAGUUCCAGUGUCAGGAUGGCAACUGUACCUACCCUGGUUUCAUCUGUGAUGGACGGCCAGACUGUCCUGACAGCUCUGAUGAAGAUGCUGCUCUCUGCAGUGAUCACCGUUGUGAGUCAAACCAGUUCCAAUGUAAAGACAAGAAGUGCAUCCCCGUGUCCUGGCACUGCGAUGGUGUGAAUGACUGCUCAGAUGGCAGUGAUGAAGAUCCAGAGACUUGUGCCCAGAAGACCUGCUCAUCAGGACAGUUCCAGUGUGCCAAUGGCCGCUGUCUACCAUCAAGCUAUGUGUGUGACGCUCAGGAUGACUGCGGAGAUGGAUCCGAUGAGCCAUAUGAAACCUGCAUGGGUCCAGACUAUAAGUGUGAUGAAGACACAGAGUUCUCCUGCAAGACAAACUACCGCUGUAUUCCUCAGUGGGCUCGCUGUGAUGGCACCAAUGACUGCAUUGACAACAGUGACGAGGAAGGCUGUGAGGCGCUGACCUGUGAUCCUCUGGGAGAUUUCCGCUGCGACAACCACCGCUGUGUUCCCAUCAGAUGGAGGUGCGAUGGCACCAACGACUGCGGUGACGGCUCUGAUGAAAGGAACUGCCAGCCGAGGUCUUGCUCUGAAAGUGAGUUUCGAUGUGACAGCGAACAGUGCAUCCCUGGAAACUGGGUGUGUGACCAUGACAACGACUGCGGGGACAACUCAGAUGAGCGAGACUGUGAGCUGCUGACAUGUCGUCCAGGUUCCUUCCAGUGUGACUCGGGUCACUGUAUUCCAGCUGCUCUGCAGUGUGACGGACGUGCUGAUUGCCUGGAUCUGUCAGAUGAGACCAGCUGUCCGACUCGUUACCCAGGAGGCCGUUGGUGUCCUGAGCACCAGUUCCAGUGUGCAAACCGGCUAUGUGUGAGCCAGAGCUGGGUGUGUGAUGGCAUUGACGACUGUGGGGACAGCUCUGAUGAACAGCUCAGUUUAUGCUUGAACAUCACCUGUGAGAUGCCGUCCAGGUUCCGAUGUGCCAACGGCUACUGUAUCUACUCCGGCCUGUUGUGCAAUAAGAAAGAUGACUGUGGAGACAGCAGUGAUGAAAAAGAAGACCUCUGCCGUGAGCCCACUCUGCCCCCCUGCACACUGGAAGAGUUUAAAUGCACCAACGGACACUGCGUGCCCCUGCCGUACGUCUGUGACCACAAUGACAACUGUGGUGACCGCACAGAUGAAAUGGGCUGCCAUUUUGGCCAUGACCGAAACUGUGAGGAGAAACUGUGCCAGCAUGAAUGCACCAACCUGAACGGAACUGGCUUCAUUUGUUCCUGCAGACCUGGAUACACAGUUAACCCAGACAGCACGUUUAACUGCCUCGACAUCAAUGAGUGUGAGGUGUACGGUACCUGUCCUCAGGCUUGUAAGAACAGCAAAGGCAGCUACGACUGUGAGUGUGCAUCUGGUUACAGAAAAGUGGGCGAUGGCACCAUGUGUGAGGCUGCAGGAGCGGCACCCCUGCUGCUUCUACCUGAAAGUAUUCGUAUACGGAGGUUUAACCUGCAGACAGAGACCUACCAUGACUUCCUCCAAGAGGAGGAGCGCAUCAUGGCUCUGGACUAUGACUGGGACCACAACAGCACUGGAUUCAGUAUGGUGUACUUUACUGUUGCUGGUAAGGACUCGGUAAAAGGUGCCAUUAAGAGGGCUUACAUACCUUCAGUGGAUGAUGGCAGUAAUAACAUUGGUGCUGCUGUUAAACUCGACAUCGAAUACAUCACCGCACCAGACGGCAUUGCUGUGGACUGGGUGGGCAGAAACCUGUACUGGGCAGACUCUAAGCUGAAGAGGCUAGAAGUGGCCAUGUUGGAUGGACGCUACAGAAAGCAUCUUGUCAAAACUGAGUUGGGGCACCCGUCCGCUGUGGCCGUCAACCCUCGACUCGGGAUGCUGUACUGGGCUGAUCGGGGAGACGUAGCUAAGAUCGAGUGUUCUUGGUUGGAUGGACAGAAGAGAAAAGUUCUAGUGGCCGAUGGCCUCGGUUGGCCCACUGGUCUGUCAAUUGACUUCACCAACAAUGACAGAAUCUACUGGUCUGACUCCAAGGAAAGCCGCAUAGAGUCAGUUCUUCCUUCAGGAGAGCAACGGAGAACAGCUGUUUAUAUAGAUGUGAGAAACCCUUUCAGCGUGAGUGUAUUCGAAGACCACAUUUACUGGAGCACUCAGGAAAAAGGCGAGGUUUUUCGACAGGACAAAUUUGGCCACGGAUCCAAAACCAAGCUGCUGACUGGGGGGCCCUGGUUGACUCAGAUCUCUGUGUACCAGCAGCAGAGAUAUAACUCCAUCAGCAUGAAAAAUCCAUGUAAGGGAACCUGCAGUCACCUGUGUUUGCUCCGGCCGGGAGGAUACAGCUGCGCCUGCCCUGAGGGCACCAACUUCCUCCCUGGCAGUAGCAGUGAAUGUGAUGCUGUCGGAAUAGCCAUCGGGGUGACGGUAUUGAUCGUGGUUCUGCUGGUUGCUCUGGUCUAUGUUGCAAGGACGAAGUCUAACCUGCUGGAGAGGCUGCGCAGCAACAUGCCCAGCAUGCCCAGUAUGCCAUCCAUGCCCAAUUUACCAAACUUCAGGAAUGGUUUCACCAAAUAUGGAUCAAAAACAGAGGACAGUGAAAGCACGCAGAGCUCAGAGGAGGUUCCCUCCAUUACUGUGUCCAUGAUCGACACGGGCGGGAAGAACUUCGAGAACCCAGCGUAUGAAGCUGAAGAACAACUCACCUCCAACAUUAUGCCAGCAGCUACUUCUGCUCUUACUGGAACAAACAAGGAUAGUAUUAAUAAUCCAUUAUACAAGGAGGAAGUUCAAGCUGUGGUUGAGCCCACAACAAAUACACCCAACCUUGCAGUUUCCAACGAGGAGGCUUUUUCAAACCCAGCGUACAGCUCGGUCGUAGAAGGAGUCACGUCUCCAGAACCAGCAGCGGUCAGCUCAGAGGAGUCGAAACCCAUAGAAGAGAAGAAUUUCGUGUCUUUCCAAAGCCCCAUAUACACGGACUUCAAACAUGUGCCUCCUUCUGAUUCUGAUAUUUAAUGUGACAGCUACACAUUAAAUUAGAUGGGGCCACAUUCGUACUCAGUGGAGGAUGAGUUGACUGAACAGCUUACAAAAGAAGAAAUUACAGUAUUCUGUGACUCCUACGGGUGUAACUAACUUCAGUGUAACUAUUUCUGUAAAAAAAGUCUAUCCUAAAAGACUCAUUUGAUUUAACUACUAUUUGACCAGUGCAAUAAGUGAAUAAUGUGAAUCAAAAUGUGUAAACAUCUGUUUAUGAUUAACAAUUAUUUGUUUUGUAAAUUUGGAUU